AUGGUGUUGUCCAGGACCUUCUUGGAGCUAUUCUCGCGCCGGCCGACCUUGCCGAUAGCUACCUUCCGUUGUCCUGGAAGAGGUACUAGAAGCAUUGCGACCAACAGAUUGGCAUGCCUACCGCGUACACCUCUGUUCGAUGCGAUCAAGUCGCACGAUCCAGAGAGCACAGCAGUGAUACACUCCCUGUCCGGCCGUCAAUUUAGCUAUGGCUCGCUCCUGAAGGAUGUCGCGGUCGCCAAACAACGACUCGCCGAUGAUGCCGGUAGAAAUGCUGAAGCCCUGCAAGGCGAGCGCAUUGCUUUCUUGGUCGAGAAUAGCUAUGACUAUGUAGUACUGAGGUAUGUGGUCAACNNAGUGACGCUACUCGCCAUCCUAGGUACCAAUGCCAUCGCCGUACCGCUUUCACCUGCCUUUCCAUCCGGAGAAUUGAGAUAUAUCCUCGAUCAGAGUGGUGCGCUCAUGCUGGCCACGUCUUCCAAAUUUGCGACCAAGGCCGAUGAUGUGCUGAAUGGCGAGCUGGAGAAGAAGCCUAUUCUGUCACGCUGGGAAAAGAUUGUCGAAAGCAGCAGGAUCAAGGAAGAGGUCGUUCUCGAAGAUGUGACAGAGGACAAGGGUGGAAUGAUGUUGUACACCAGCGGCACAACCAACAGACCUGUGAGUCUCUUCAAUCACCACGAACAACACGAAGUCCUGACAGACAACAGNAAAGGAGUGCUUCUCCCGCAAUCUACUCUCAUGGCUCAGGCAAAAUCCCUCUCCCAAGCAUGGCACUAUUCGCCCACCGACCACUUCCUGCACGUCCUGCCUCUCCACCACAUCCAUGGCACAGUCAACGCCCUCCUGACACCACUACUCGCGGGCAGUACCAUUGAAUUUCUCUUCCCCUUCACCGUUGACUCGGUCUGGUCGCGACUUGCCGCCCCUUUCCUGACGACCUCACCCGAAUACACCAGACAGCCCAUCACCUUCUUUACCGUCGUACCUACAAUCUACAACAGACUGCUGCAAUCACAUAACACCCUCAGUCCGGAGAUGCAGAAGGCAACAAAAGAAGCACUAGACCCGAAGAACAUGCGCCUGAAUAUCAGUGGCUCGGCGGCUCUGCCCACACCUACAAAACAAGCUUGGACGGAGUUGAGCAAUGGAAAUGUCCUGCUUGAACGCUAUGGCAUGACAGAAGUUGGCAUGGCUCUUUCUUGCGGUCUGGCGAACGAAGACCGAGUAGACGGAAGUGUAGGUUGGCCGCUUCCCUCUGUAGAAGCCCGUCUGGUCGACCUCGACACAAAAGCUAUCAUUCAGCUUGGCGAAGAACUCGAUACAGACGGAAAAGAGCGUAGUGGUGAGAUUCAAUUGCGUGGACCCACCAUCUUCAAAGAGUACUGGAACAAUCCCACAGCGACCGCAAAAGAGUUUACUGAAGACGGUUUCUUCAAGACUGGCGAUGUAGCCGUACGGAGAAAUGUCCCGUCCGCUGGCAAGGGUGCGUCAGGAGAUUGGGCACAGGGACCCAUGUACUUCAUCCUCGGUCGUCUCUCCGCCGACAUCAUCAAAGUCGGUGGCGAGAAGGUAUCCGCACUGGAAGUGGAGAGGGAAAUUCUAUCCCUACCCGCAAUCUCCGAAUGUGCCGUUGUGGGUCUACCGUCCGAGACUUGGGGUCAAAAAGUUGCUGCAGUGGUUGUGUUGAGCGAAGAAGGCAAGACUGCUGGUAAAGGCGGAAAGACGUUCGCAGCCAUGGAUCUGAGGAGAGGAUUAAAGGAUAAAAUGGCUGCGUUCAAGAUUCCUCAAGAUCUGAAGGUGGUGGAGAGUAUUCCUAGGAAUGCUAUGGGCAAGAUCAACAAGAAACAGCUGGUCAUUCAGGUGUUUGGCGAUCAAAAGUAA
Aureobasidium uvarum is the source of this 1881-nucleotide messenger RNA. Lineage: Eukaryota; Fungi; Ascomycota; Dothideomycetes; Dothideales; Saccotheciaceae. The record is from the annotation of a GenBank genome assembly.